Messenger RNA from Puntigrus tetrazona (Sumatra barb), 1380 nucleotides. RefSeq names its product somatomedin-B and thrombospondin type-1 domain-containing protein. The coding region runs from base 1 to 852 and encodes 283 amino acids. NCBI's taxonomy places the organism in Eukaryota, Metazoa, Chordata, Actinopteri, Cypriniformes, Cyprinidae. The transcript is spliced from 5 exons. The record is from RefSeq and is a predicted model, not a curated record.
AUGAGUUCUUCAGAUGCGUGGAGCGACAUUUUCAGGCUGCUCAUUAUCAUGUCAGCGUGCAGUUCCAGAUGCUCAUGGAUGGUUUUUUACCUUGCUCUGCUGGUAACACUGAUGUCCCAGAGCGAAGGAGGUUGUCAGGAUACGGGACUGUGUUGCACUGGACAAAACCAGUCAUGUAUUACUGAAGACUGGAGGAAAGAUCGCUCCUAUGGGGAAUGUUACUGCGACCAGGCAUGCAAGACGACAUUGGACUGUUGUCACGACUAUGACCUUGCCUGUCCAGCCGUAUCCUGUGUGGUGAGUGAAUGGAGCGUGUGGUCUGACUGUCUGGAGCCGUGUAAACCCACACUGCGCACCAGGCAGAGACAGGUGAUUCAGGAAGCGCAUAAUGGAGGCGAACCCUGUCCCUCUCUACACCAGACCGCAGGCUGCGCGGAGUAUCACAACCAGCACGGCCCCUGCCUACAAUCGCUAGUGCCAGCUCUCAUCACCACGGGUGGUUAUGGAAAUGCAAGGAAAAAGAGGGAGAUUUUGGACAACAAUAUCACAGGGUACUGUGUGGAGUUCAAGCUCACGUCCCUGACAGCAGGUUGUCAGCUCAGCUUCAGACCACACACACGCUGGAUGCGGUACCUGAAGGAGGGGCAUCAGGUGUGUGUGGAGUGCCAACCACCCGCACUGGCCCAGGGCCAACGCUUCUGCUCCGGGGACGGGGAGAACAUGGGGCAGGACGGGAGCUUGUCUCUGCAGUGGCAGGCCGUGGGGAAUUCUCGUUGCAAAGGGCUGUGGAGACGGGUCCGUCGACGAGACUCCUGUUCCUGUCCUACUGUACACAGUUUUCUCUUCAUCUGACUCGCACACUUCAGUCAGCCCAAACGGGGUCAGGGUGGAAUGAGCGGAGACUGUUUUGGUAGCUCGGACCGGCUCUAUGCUUGUAUGCCAAAUGAUACAGUUGAUACCUCAUUACAGUGCGUUAUCAAGAAAAGAUUCAAUAUUAGUCACAGUUAAUUCCCAUUUAUUCAUAAAAGACUAACGCUAAUGGCCAUCGUUUUAUGAUUAAAGGAACCGUUUAACCUGAAAAUGAAAAUGUGCUGACAGUUCCCUCACCCUCAGGCCACCCGUGAUGUGGAUGGGUUUGUUUCUUCAUCAGAUUUGGGGAAAUUUAGCUUCGCAUCACUUGAAUCCUCUGCAGUGAAUGGGUGCCGUCAGAAUAAGAGCUGAGUAAAUCUCCAGUUUAUCAGUUAACAUUUUGUGUGGAUUUUGAUGUGAAAGGACAACAGAAGAUGGACUGUUUUCACUGGAGGAAGCUUCAAUUAUGAAUUAUAGACUGACCGGUAUUUUGGCAAUGGUUUACAGAAAAAAACACAUUAAUAAUUUGUU